Molecule: messenger RNA, 1628 nt
Organism: Jatropha curcas
Lineage: Eukaryota; Viridiplantae; Streptophyta; Magnoliopsida; Malpighiales; Euphorbiaceae
Gene: WIP3
Product: WIP domain protein 3
Biological process (GO): anatomical structure development; regulation of gene expression
Cellular component (GO): nucleus
Molecular function (GO): DNA-binding transcription factor activity
Source: RefSeq, a predicted model, not a curated record
CUAAAAGACAAACCCAAUCGCCUUUCAAAAACCAACCAUUAAGUAGUGCAAAGCUUUCCCACAUAAAGUCUUUUUGUAAGAUAUAAACCACAUCAAAGAUUAAAAUUCACACAAAACAUGGGUUUAUGGAACUACCAUGUACAAGACACAAAUCCUAGUAGCAAUUUCAUUGAAUGGCUUAAGCCAUCUUCUUCAUCUUCUUCACUUACUUCUUCUUCUUCAUCAUCUUCUUGUUCUAUAACUCAACAAGUUCAUCUCACAAACCCGACCGCCAUGAAUAUACUAAAACUCCCUCUUUUAUACCCACAGCAGCAAGAAAUAUUUGUUAAAGAGACAAUUCAAUGCUUGCCUCUUUUAAAUACGCUGAUAGAGAAGAAAGCGAUGAAAGAAGAGGAUAUGGAUAUCCAAGAAAAUAUUAUUAACAGAGAAAAGAUUAGUAAGGAUAAUCUUGAUGACGACAAGGUUACUGUGGCUUUGCACAUUGGGCUGCCUAACAGUGGCAGUAGCACUGAAAAAGUUGAAACGAAAGUUAAUUUCGAUGAAUUUAAGGAACCUAUCAAGAAAAGCUUCCAUGGCGGCCCUUUUAAUUCAGAGACUAGGUUUUGGAUUCCAACUCCUGCUCAGAUCCUUGUUGGUCCUAUGCAGUUUGAGUGCUCCAUAUGCAGCAAGACUUUCAAUAGGUACAAUAACAUGCAGAUGCAUAUGUGGGGGCAUGGAUCUGAAUUUAGAAGAGGACCAGACUCACUUAAAGGAACACAACCAGCAGCAAUGCUUAGGCUGCCAUGCUAUUGCUGUGCACAAGGUUGCAAGAACAACAUCAACCAUCCAAGAGCUAAGCCAUUGAAAGAUUUCAGGACCCUUCAAACUCAUUACAAAAGAAAGCAUGGAGCCAAGCCAUUUAUGUGUAGAAAAUGUGGGAAAACUUUUGCAGUUAAAGGAGAUUGGCGAACCCAUGAAAAGAACUGUGGCAAGUUAUGGUAUUGCAUUUGUGGUUCUGACUUUAAGCACAAAAGAUCACUUAAGGAUCACAUUAGGUCUUUCGGAAAAGGUCAUUCUCCUCAUCCAUCUCUUGAAGGUUUUGAUGAUGACAAAGAAUGUAUUACUGGCUCUGAAGAAGACGAAUUCGCUCGCUAACUAGGACCAAUCCUUUUCGGAUCGAUCUAUUUCAUUUUUUUCUUUCUUUUCUUUCUCUCUCUCAUUUUUCGCCUGUUUGGAGUUGAAAAUAUAAAGUUGAAAGUUAUAGCACCGUCAGCUAUUUCUGCUUAUACAUACCUUAUACGCUUGUGCUCAGUAACAAAAAAUUCUCAAGAGCGUGAGAAGCAAAGAGGGAGCGGUUUGUUACAGAGCACUUGCAAGAGGAUUAUGAGCAGAAGGGGAAGAUUAAUAAAGAAGGUGAAGAAUUAAUGAUUACCUCUUAUAGUGGUGAAGUUGAUGAAUUUUCUUUAUCUCCAAUUUAAUGGAGAAAAUUUGUCCGCUUCAUUGCUGACUGGUAAUCUUUUUAAUUAAUAUAAUAUAGUGAUUUUGUUUGUUGUUAAUGUUAAUCUGCUUUCUGAUUAGCAUAUGUAUUUACAUAUAUAUGUAUGAUCAGUUCCUCUUUUAUUUAAUCUACUAAGCAUUAUACUUUUUAA